AUGGUAGAUGACGAAAGUACAAAAGACCUGAUUACCUGGACUGGCAAUGGUGAUCAGUUUACCGUCUUUAAUAAUACAGAAUUCUCUCGGGUAGUUCUUCCGCGCUACUUUAAGCAUUGUAAUUGGUCUAGCUUUGUCAGACAACUGAACAUGUACGAUUUUCACAAGAUCACCGAUAAUAAUGAAGCCAACGCAACAAACGAUGAAGAAAUAAGUGAAGUCGAUAACCAAGCUCAACGUUGGGACUUUAAACAUCCUUGGUUCAACAAAUCAAACAUUGAUUCACUACAUAAAAUCAGAAGGAAACCACCUAGAAAUCGAUUGAUUCCACAAAUACGUUAUUCCAAGGCUAUGGAGAUGUUGCCUAACGGUAGUUCAGACCCCGAGCAAGACACUGCAUCUUCACCUGAAGAAGCUCAUUUUAGUUUGAGUUAUAUUGAGGAUUCUCCACCCAGAGGUACAAAUACACUUGCGAACACAAAUGUGAAUAUGAAUACACCCGUCGGUACAAGUGCUCUUGUUGGUAUGAAUGUACCCAUUGGUAUGAAUGCAUCAGUUGGUAUAGCUACGCACGUUGGCAUGGCUACGCCCAUUAACACGAAUACACCCGCUGGCAUGAACAGACCCGUUGGGAUCAAUAGACCCAUUGACACGUCGAUUCAAUCAAUCUAUAAACCACCUCGAUUAGCAACUCCUCCUUCAUCAAGUCAACAGGAAGCAUUAAGUUAUUUAAAAAGUACAGCAGGAAGUCUUGAACAAAAACUAGAUCAAACAUCGAAUGAAGUCCAUUGUCUAAAAAGGACAGUUCUCGCUCAACAGAAGAUGCUGGAAGAAUUACUCUGUACUGUGGAAUAUUUAAAGACACAACAAUUGACAGUGGACGGUAUGUUUGAGAACAAAACCGAUACUCAACAACUUGAUGGCAGCGAAAGAAGAAAACCAAGGAAAAUACAUGAAUUGCUUGGUAACUCUGAAUCUCAAACUAUGAAUGGGGCUCAGAGUCAACAUGGAAACAAUGAACAUUCGAAGGAAUAA
Gilbertella persicaria is the source of this 1035-nucleotide messenger RNA. Its product is annotated as HSF-type DNA-binding-domain-containing protein. The coding region runs from base 1 to 1035 and encodes 344 amino acids. Gene Ontology annotation, biological process: regulation of DNA-templated transcription. Lineage: Eukaryota; Fungi; Mucoromycota; Mucoromycetes; Mucorales; Choanephoraceae. The transcript has 4 exons. Gene Ontology annotation, molecular function: sequence-specific DNA binding; DNA-binding transcription factor activity. The record is from RefSeq and is a predicted model, not a curated record.